GUGCAUGGUGCAACAUGUGUUGGAUAAUUCCAGAAGGAGCUUCGCAGUUUCCUUCGCUGUUGCAGAGUAAAGUCAAAGCAGAGCUCCAGCUUCACCUUGGACACACCACCUGGAAGUGUACAGACACAGGAGAGUUGACAUCUUAAAGCUUUCUGAUUCACAGAAGGGAAGUUUAGUCUGACUCUUGACCGCUUCGGACGUUUUAUUGAAUUUUGUUAGCCUGUUAGCCGAGCUGUCAAAAUGUUGAGUGUCGCAAGAACCGUUUCAAGGACUCUCCCGACAAGCAGCUGUACACGAAAUGUGUCCUCCUUGAUCAAGAAGGCAUGCUGGAGCGGUUUCCAACCUGAUGCGCUCAGAGCUCUGUCCAGAAGAGACUAUGCGUCAGAAGCUGUCAAGGGCGCAGUCAUUGGCAUCGACCUGGGAACCACCAACUCCUGUGUCGCAGUCAUGGAGGGUAAACAGGCCAAGGUGCUGGAGAACGCAGAGGGAGCCAGGACGACUCCUUCAGUCAUUGCCUUCACCGCAGAAGGGGAGCGUCUGGUGGGCAUGCCCGCUAAACGUCAGUCUGUCACUAAUCCUCAGAACACACUGUACGCCACCAAGAGGCUUAUCGGACGUCGCUUUGAUGACCCCGAGGUCCAGAAAGACAUGAAGAACGUACCCUUCAAGAUUGUUCGUGCGUCUAACGGCGAUGCCUGGUUGGAGGCUCAUGGGAAAAUGUACUCUCCCAGUCAGGCCGGAGCCUUCGUCCUGAUGAAGAUGAAGGAAACCGCAGAGAGCUACAUGGGAACCAAAGUGAAGAACGCUGUGGUGACUGUACCAGCCUACUUCAACGACUCUCAGAGACAGGCGACUAAAGAUGCCGGUCAGAUCUCUGGUCUGAACGUCCUGCGUGUGAUCAACGAGCCAACAGCUGCCGCUCUGGCCUACGGCCUGGACAAAACUCAGGAUAAGAUUAUUGCUGUGUAUGAUCUGGGUGGAGGUACCUUUGAUAUCUCAGUCCUGGAGAUCCAGAAAGGAGUUUUUGAGGUCAAGUCCACCAACGGAGACACCUUCCUGGGAGGAGAGGACUUCGAUCAGCACCUCCUAAGACACAUCGUCAAGGAGUUCAAGAGAGAAUCUGGUGUGGAUCUGACGAAAGACAACAUGGCUCUGCAGAGAGUCCGAGAGGCUGCUGAGAAGGCAAAGUGUGAGCUCUCCUCUUCACUGCAGACUGACAUCAACCUGCCCUACCUGACCAUGGACGCCUCAGGUCCCAAACAUCUCAACAUGAAGCUGACCCGCUCUCAGUUUGAAGGAAUCGUGGCUGACCUGAUCCGCCGCACCGUGGCUCCCUGUCAGAAGGCCAUGCAGGACGCAGAGGUGUCAAAGGGAGACAUCGGAGAGGUGCUGCUGGUCGGAGGAAUGAGCCGCAUGCCUAAGGUUCAACAAACGGUUCAGGAUCUGUUCGGCCGCGCUCCCAGCAAGUCUGUGAACCCAGAUGAGGCCGUCGCCAUAGGAGCAGCCAUCCAGGGUGGAGUUCUGGCUGGUGAUGUCACUGACGUGCUGCUGUUGGACGUGACACCACUGUCGCUGGGUAUCGAGACACUGGGCGGAGUCUUCACUAAACUUAUCAACAGGAACACCACGAUCCCCACCAAGAAGGGCCAGGUGUUCUCCACAGCUGCUGACGGGCAGACUCAGGUAGAGAUCAAGGUGUGCCAGGGUGAGAGAGAGAUGGCUGCAGACAACAAGGUGCUGGGUCAGUUCACCCUGGUGGGAAUCCCCCCAGCCCCCCGCGGCGUUCCUCAGAUUGAGGUCACCUUUGACAUCGACGCCAAUGGUAUCGUCCACGUGUCUGCCAAGGACAAGGGCACAGGCCGGGAACAGCAGAUUGUGAUCCAGUCAUCAGGAGGACUCAGCAAAGACGACAUCGAGAACAUGGUCAAGAAUGCUGAGAAGUACGCAGAGGAGGACAGGAGGAGGAAGGACCGUGUGGAGGCCGUCAACAUGGCUGAGGGCAUCAUCCAUGACACAGAGUCCAAGAUGGAGGAGUUCAAGGACCAGCUUCCUGCCGAUGAGUGCACCAAGCUGAAGGAAGAGAUCACCAAGGUUAAGGAUCUUCUGGCCAACAAGGACUCAGAAACAGGAGAGAACAUCAAGCAGGCAGCCACCACCCUGCAGCAGGCGUCACUCAAACUCUUCGAAAUGGCUUACAAGAAGAUGGCAGCAGAGCGAGAAGGCAGCAGUGGCGGCAGCGGCAGCAGCGGCAGCAGCGGCAGCUCGGGCUCAUCAGAGGGAGAGAAGAAAGAGGGCCAGCAGUAGAGCCUUUGCACUUUUGUGUCACUGGGAGUCCAGGACAACAGAGGACUGUUGGACUCGAGGGUUGGACUGGGCGGGGAGGGGGUUGCAGCCACGAGUGACAAACUGAAAACUUGGUCAUUCUGAGCGUAAUAAAUUAUUCUACUGUGUUUUGGCAGUACAAUAGAUAAAUGUCAGUGUAUGCUCCUCCAUGUCCUAUGAUAUCCUGUCUGUUUGUAAUUUAAUUGUCUCAUAAACAAUGUCAUGUAUGUUUAUUUUUACACAGCUGAUCAUUCACAUUCUGAGGUAGUAAAGUUGUUUUUUUGUCUACUACAUCAUGUAGGUUUCAUGUUUGUUUUGUCAUCUGAAGCAGUUCAGCUUGUUCAUGUUCGUACCAGAAGAGCUAAGUCCAGACGCUUUCCUACAUAUAAUAAUAAUAUUGUACAGUGCUCUACAUUCAUUAUAGCCAUCUUUUAAUAGCGCACUCAAUACGUCUAGAGUUAAAGUACAAACAUUUUCAAGUUUAUUUGACCUUGUCUCAGAAACUCGUUCUCCUGGAUGCACUCUGAAGACUUGCAGGAUUGACUCAAAAGAUGACUUUUAUUCAUUUCAUCAGUUUUAUUCCUCAAGUCUGUUUAAAAAAAGCAUCUGCAGCACUCGCAGAGGAGAUUUGAUCCUCUUCCUCUGAGGUCCUGUGACUCUUAGCAAACUGGUUAAAGCCCAGAGGACAUCAGGAGUCAGUUCUUCAGUUACUAUUGGGGGGGACUGAAAUAUUAAGUCAGUAUAUGUGAGAGGAUGAGGCCACACUUCAGUUCUUUUAUUUCAUAUUUGAUAAAUAAGAAUGGAGGCCCUCUAAGUGUGAGCGAUUUUAAUUCUUUGCAUCCUCGUUUGUAGCGUCGCUCUCAGACGGAGCUGACUCCAGUUAAAGUAGAAAUAGCUGCGGCGAGUCUGGAUGUUUUGAAGUUGCACAGUAGAGGACGAGGCCUUAGUCCCUUCUUGUUUCAGACAGCAGGAGGAAGAGUUGGCCAUGUCAUUCCCCUCCAGGAGGACGUGUUAUUGCUGCCAUACACCGCUCUCUCUCUGUGUUCUGUGAUCAUUGCUGCUCGCCGGUUGAACUCUGGAGGCAGCUGAUAGGUUGAAAUUGGGGGGGAAGCUGUUCUUUUUUUUUUUUUAAGGGGUGUGAUUGUAUUCCUGGAGUGAAAAUCGAGGGUCAUGAUAAGUGUUGCUGUCUUUUCUAAUAAAAAUCUGAAAUGCGA
Messenger RNA from Notolabrus celidotus (New Zealand spotty), 3536 nucleotides. It is a transcript of the gene hspa9, whose product is annotated as heat shock protein 9. Gene Ontology annotation, biological process: protein refolding; cellular response to unfolded protein. The record is from RefSeq and is a predicted model, not a curated record. NCBI's taxonomy places the organism in Eukaryota, Metazoa, Chordata, Actinopteri, Labriformes, Labridae. The transcript has 16 exons. Bases 241 to 2304 code for a protein of 687 amino acids. Gene Ontology annotation, cellular component: cytoplasm; mitochondrion. Gene Ontology annotation, molecular function: ATP binding; ATP-dependent protein folding chaperone; misfolded protein binding.